AGAAUCGAUCGCUGUCAGUGAACUUGACCUUGAAUUUUGCUGCACCACCCGAAAGUCGCUAUAUUCCACAAGGUAGAAAACGCCUCUCCGUGAGGAAGUGAGAUUCGUCCAAGAAUGUCGCAAUAAUGUGCACCGGUUUGAAUGCCGGAUCGCGUAGUGAUCGCUGUUCAAUGAGUGAUAGUACUAGCACCGAGGACGAGGACGAGGAGGAGACAACGUCUAGCGAACCUGCUAUAGCAGCUCUGCGUCGUGGCCAUACGGUUCGCAUUAGCCGCGACCGACUACCAAUCGUAUACCGGCGCGAAUAUUCGGUACGAUUCUGUGGACUGCAGAAACUACAUCCUUUCGAUGCGGCCAAAGGAGCCAAUAUCUAUCGAUUGCUUAAGGCCGGAGGGCUCAUCUCGCCUGAUAGUACCGUUUACACGCCCCCGGAAGUGACGCUCGACGAACUGCUGGAUGUGCACACGAAACGCUACAUAGAGAGUUUAAAGUGGAGCCUAAAUGUGGCCAAAAUAGCCGAAAUCCCACCUUUGAUGUUUGUGCCAAAUUGUUUCGUACAGCGCAGUUAUCUGCGCCCGAUGCGCUACCAGACCGGAGGGACUCUGCUGGCAGCCCGCAUAGCACUACAGUCGGGCCUCGGAUGGGCCAUUAAUUUGGGUGGCGGAUUCCAUCACUGUAGUGCCGAUCGUGGUGGAGGCUUCUGUCCGUAUGCCGAUAUUACGCUCACCGUACGCAUGCUGCUAGCGGGCGGAACCGGCAUCGAGCGAAUCCUCAUCAUCGAUCUCGAUGCACACCAAGGAAACGGCUACGCACGUGAUCUGAUGGGUGAUGCGUCUGUGUACAUCUUGGAUAUGUACAACUAUCAGAUCUAUCCGCGCGAUCACCAAGCUAAACUUGCGAUCAGGCGUGCCGUGGAGCUGAAACCCCACACGGACGAUGAGGAGUAUAUUGGCAAACUGAAAAGAUGCUUGGAGCAAUCACUCGCAGAGUUUCAACCCAACUUUAUCAUCUACAACGCCGGAACGGACGUGCUAAAAGGUGACCCUCUUGGAUUGCUCGACAUCACUCCAGAGGGCGUAAUGGAGCGCGAUGAAAUUGUGUUCCGAGCGGCGCUGCAGCGAGCCAUCCCUUUGGCAAUGUUAAUGAGCGGAGGAUAUCUACGAAGUUCGGCACGUGUCAUCGCCAAUUCCAUCCUCAAUCUGCGCGACAAAGCAUUGCUCCCGAUGGUCCAGUAAGAAAAUUAAAGAAAGAUAAAAAGAAAGGAGAGAAUAUGAUGGAUGUUCCAGUAUUAUCCUUGCUGCGGCUAUAGGAUGGAGAAAGCCCUUAUGGAGAAACGAUAUGUGAUUCGGUAUGGCCGUGAUGAGACAUUGCAUGCCCGGUGCAUUAUUAACUGCGUUGAUCGUGCUACUCUUUAUUCUUCGAGCAUUUAAACAUAAUAUUAAUGAUCCAAAUAGCUUAAUAAACUAACUACCAAGUCAAAUGCUUCACGCGCUAUAUCAUUCGACUAUGAUAAGAAGUCGGAUAAUAUC
Molecule: messenger RNA, 1529 nt
Organism: Anopheles darlingi
Lineage: Eukaryota; Metazoa; Arthropoda; Insecta; Diptera; Culicidae
Gene: HDAC11
Product: histone deacetylase 11
Exons: 3
Coding region: 126-1235 (369 amino acids)
Molecular function (GO): histone deacetylase activity
Source: RefSeq, a predicted model, not a curated record